AUGGUCACAUCCGCGUUUCAGGUAUUUAUUCGAUUCCAGCAGCUUGCUUUCCCUUAUGAUAAAGCAGUAGGAUUUGCGGCCGCAGUCCUCAUCCGUUAUGUUUUUAUCAAGCUGAUUGGAGAAGCACAUCACACUGGAAACUGCUCGAACCCAUACCACAGUUACAAGCUGAAACGCAGUAAUGAAGAUUUAGCUUCCGGGAAAGUUUGUGAAGUACCAGAAGAAGUGUGA
Molecule: messenger RNA, 231 nt
Organism: Gongylonema pulchrum
Lineage: Eukaryota; Metazoa; Nematoda; Chromadorea; Rhabditida; Gongylonematidae
Source: the annotation of a GenBank genome assembly